UCCUAAUUGGGAUGAAUGGAUGAAGUUCCGUAAUAAUGUACGCAAUUUUGACCAUUUCCAGAACAACUAUAUUCUUAUGACUGACGCAAUACCACCAGACUUGAUGGAACAUUUCUCGAUUUUUCGAAGCGUUCCCUGGAAAAUGGUUCUCGAUUUUGACCCAUCAUCCGAAGAGAAGGGAAUGUAUCAAGACUUUUCCUCAAAGGAUGGGAAAAACAGCCUCAUUAAUAUGAUCACACCUGCUGAGAUAAGAUGCAAGUCUAUUGCUAAUCUAGCUCGAGAUAUCGAUGCGAACAAGACUCAAUGGAUGUUUGUCAAUGGAAGAGAGAAUGAUAGAUCUGAUGGGGGGCCUCAGGGCUUCGAAGACUGGGAAGACAAUGCAGUGGGAGAUAUUUCAACUUUUUUCAGGUGUUGCUCGGAACCCGAUAAACUCGACAAAAAUAAGCCAUUGGUUUGCUUGGUAUUGCCGUUCAGAGAAGAAACUGUCCCUUUUAUGGAUAUGACGGUAAAGAGGCUGUUGGAAAAUUUCAAAGAAUUUGACUUAAAGUUCAUUGGAAUUACGCCAAAAGACCAGCCGUGUGCUCUUCCAGAAAGAAUGCUGAAAAAGAUCAAUAUCCACACUACGGAUCUUGAGCCACAACUUUUGUGCCUAGGAAUGGAGGACCUUUUCAAAAUUUCGUCAGAGCAAAGUUACUGCAUGCCAACUUCUCAAGCAAAUAUGCCCGCAAAGCUGACACAAACGGAUUGCCUUUAUCUCAAAGAGUAUUUAGAUGUUCUGUAUGAAGGUUGUGAAGAUCUUCCAAACAUGAUUGAUGUCGGAGAAGACGGUCAAAAACCUGAAGAUUUGAUUGAAGAACACAAAAAGUCUUUCAUGUCAGGAAACUGUAUUUCUUUCGUUAGCCUUUAUUACAGCCAUGAUGCAAAGAGAGAAAUCGGUAACGAAAUUCGAACACAUAUUCAAAGGCUUUUAGAUCAAGGACUUACCCACUCAACUAUAGUCGAAAUUUCCCAUUCACCUGGUUCUGGUGGGUCAACGAUAGCGAGGCGUGUGAUGUGGGAUAUACACAAGUCUUACCCUUGCGCAAUUGCAAAGCUAGGAGACCAUAAAUUUGAUCUCGAAGAUGACAACGUGUUUUUAGAUAACCUUGUAGACCGCAUAAAUGCAGUACAAGAAAUAUGCCAUACAACCCCUGUGGUUCUUCUCGAUGGAAAGCACACAAGAAUCGAAGCUCUGAGCAACAGGCUAGUUCGUAUCCUUAAUAGCAGAGGAAAGAGGGCUGUGCUACUGAGAUGUAACCAUAAUCUAGAAAAAAGCAAAGCUCGAAGUUCCACCCUGGAAUCUUCAGAUGUUCAUGCUACUUUUUCUGUUAAUGUCAGGCUUGAAGAAUCUAAAGCUGAUCUCAAAGAAUUUGAAUCAAAAUACAAAGAUUACAUCAAAGAAUGCAAGAACAUAAGAUCUUUGUCAGGUCUCUCCAGAGUAUUCCAUUUCCCUCUCUUUGCAAUGCUAGAGGAAUUUAGAAACAAGCUACAAGAGAUUAUCUAUGAAAGUUUUGACGAAAUGACUGACAUAGAGAAAGAGAUCGUCACUGUCGUCGCCUUUAUACAAAGGUUUGCAGCUCAGGCUAUACCAGCACCCCUGUUAUACACAAUAUUCCAGCAAUCGAUUCAAGCUCACCAGAGUAGCACAUUUCCCCGUGAUUUGCAAGGCGUUACAUAUGAGGACAUCGGCAGCACAAUAAUGACAGAACGCUUAUGGAACUUAAUGGUUCCUGCAAACCCUGCUAAAUCCAUUUGUUUAGGCAGAAGAUUUAAGAGAGAGAACUACUUUCAAGAAAUGUACACCCUACAGCAUCCAGUUGUCGCAGAAAUGGUCCUCCAAAAGGCGAAGAUUGCUCUGAAACGUGAUACGUUAGCUCUAGCUCGUGAUUUUCUUGGCUUCCCCAUUUUUGACGACAUCCGUUUUAUGCCUCUAAUGAAGGAUUUGUUUGUGCUAAAUGGAUGUGGUCAAGGAAAAUUCUCUGUGCUUUUCGAAGAGCUGAAGGUAAUGAAUCCACACGAAGCUGGAGAUGUGUUUUGUGAGGCUGCAGAAAAGACCAAAGAUCUCGUUGUGGUCACAAGCGCAGCACGAUUCUAUGCCAAGGUGCCUCCGCAGUCUUUCUCAAAAGCCAAAGAACUGAUUGAGAAGGCGUUUGAGUGUGCAAAUGCUGAAGAGAAGCAGAAAACAAUAUAUGACGUGAAAGGAGUCGUCCUUUUAAAAGAAUUGAAAUCUUUGGCUAAAAGUGAAAAAAUUGCUUCACUGGAACACUUGCAGCAAUUGGCGCAAACAGUGAUAGAAUCCUUUAAAUCUGCAAGGACAUUCCCUCCAUCCUUUCCUAACCCUCUCAUCGGAGAGGUCAGGACUUGGGUGACUUGCAUAGAAUGGAUAACGAAAAACAUCUUCAACGGAAGUUCAAUCAUGGCCUUGCACUUCAUCACGUCAUUUAAUGCUCCUCCAUUUUUUCAGACAUGCGUGAGCGAUUCAUUUCAUCUCUUAGAUGUUGUCGAUUACAUAGUCAAGUCAGUCAGAACUUUGUCAAAUCCGGAAAAGACGCACAAAGAAGCCAACAAUGUAAGACUUUCACUUAUGAAAGCCUUGAAUUGUCAAGAAGGAAGAAACGCAUCUGAAAUUAUCCGGGAAUGCAAGGCCCUUUGUUCUGCAGAGAUAUUUCGCUCGUCGUCUCAAAUGGAAUUGAAGCGUUUACGAGUGCAAUAUGUGUUUAGCUGCGUGAAAGAAAUCGAAAGCAUUGAUAAAAGGGGACUUGAGUACUUGCUAAAACUGCUGAAAGAUUUAGUGGAAGUCGGGAAAGAUGAAAUCUUUGCAAAUCAUCUGAUGAGGAUUUGCGUUCUUAUUACUGGCCCUCAACAGUACUCAUUAGAUCAAGGCCUGGCAGUCUGCAAGAUUUGGAACCAGAAAUCUAAAUAUGAGGCUCUUCCCCAUUUUUACGAAAUGAUGAUUUACUUUCUAAAGAUACUGGAUGGAAAUGAGAUGGAGUUUAGGUCCAGGUAUCUUAAUGCUCUAGAAAAAUGUCGCGAGAAGUCCUAUCACGACUGUAGGAACACCAUGUCAACGCACUUUUUGGGCAAGACAGGGACAGGAAUGUCUCGCCUCAUGACUAUAAACACUUUAUUCCGUGGCACAACAGAUAAUAAACCUGUUCAUGAUGCAGCAUAUUGGAAAACAGGAAGUCGAGAGAGGCUAAUGGAAUGCUGUGGUCGAAUAAGAAGUCGUUCCUCAGGUACUAACAAAACUUUUCUUACAGUUGAACUUAUGCCAGGCAUCGAGCUUUACAUUGCCAAGAGCGCUGGUAUCGGAAUAGCUGAUCGACAUUUUGUUCCUGGAAGUAUGGUGUACUUCGUGGUCAGUUUCAACCUUCGGGGACCAGUUGCCAACGGGAUUAACUUCAAGUCUUCGUUGAUGUUGCUAUCCAGACAGCAGAGUUUUGGCAAUAGCUAGCUGAGCAUUCAUCCAAACAUGCUAUAACAUAAAAAUGAGAAAUGAAUUUAAAGAACUUCUUGAAAGAACAGGCGAAAGACACACAAACAUCACAUGGGAAGAGGCAAAAGAAAACAGCAGACAACAGAGUGAGGUGGAGGACAAUGAUGAAAGGCCUAUGUUCCCAAAAGAGCGAUGAGGACUAAAGAAAUUAAAUUCACCUGGAUCUUUUGCCACCGCAUAGCUAGAUAUAAUAGACAUGCACAAAGAAAAGCAGGAACAACCACACUUAGGUAGGAAUCAGCACGCAUUAGACGGAUUAUUUGCAUUUUGAUUCAAUGUCAGAAUUUGAACUACUUCUAGUAAUAUAGUGAAUGUUUGACAGAAGCCUCUUAAAGGGUUAAAAACCAAUAAAAUUAAAGCAAAAAAAAUUCUAGUUAAAAGUUGAAUUGAGAGGGUCUCUAUUAGAUAGGAUAUGCAAAUUCUAUAUUUUUUAGACUAAAUACCAAAGAAAAUCAGUAACUGAAUUUGAAGAAUUUGAACUCAAGAAAUACUGAUAUUUUACACAUACACAAAUAUGAAAUAUAUAUCAGAGAUAAAACUACACCACAAAUGGACGCCCUUUGCAGUUAACGGUCACGUGUCUGUACUGGUGAGCAAAAUUUGUUUUUAUUUUAAAUUGGUGAUUCUUUUUAGCUACUUGUAAAGAACUCAAUGAAAUGAUGUGUAAUCAGUGUGUUAGGAAGUGCAGUUUUAUUACGAUCUCUCGGAACAGGUUGUAGAAAGUUUGUUUGCUCACCAGUAUAUUUCACCCAUGGGAAUCAAGAUGUUCAUUCAUUUGCUCUCAGUGAAUUAAUCAGCACGUGAUUACUGAGCUGCAAAGGGCCUAUUGCACCAACAUCUCAUACAAGUUCUUUUAAAAAAAUACAACCUAUUUGAUACACACAACAACUAAAAAUUAAAUAUUGCAAGUAUUUCACCCCACAGAAGAUUUAUCUGUAAAAUCGUUUUUUUCAUUUCACCAUAGUACAUUCCUAAGGCUUUUUUCUUUAUUGAACCAUAUUUCCCCCUUAUUUUUCUCUCCAAGAACUAGGGAGCUCAUCUAGGGAGAUAACAAAAAUCUUUUAGGUAUUUUAGCAGAGUGAGGGCAUACCUUAGGGGCAAGGGAGAAACGUACCUAUGUAAAACAUAGUGCACUAAAGUUACCAUGUCAAAUAAACUAAUAGAUUCUGUUAGCAAGAAAUAUUAA
Molecule: messenger RNA, 4721 nt
Organism: Actinia tenebrosa (Australian red waratah sea anemone)
Lineage: Eukaryota; Metazoa; Cnidaria; Anthozoa; Actiniaria; Actiniidae
Cellular component (GO): cytoplasm
Source: RefSeq, a predicted model, not a curated record